AUGAUUCAUCACACCCGGAAAACCCAGGAGAUAGAAACCCACACUCCCUUGGGGGAUCACCCGGGAUCGGCUGAAUCGACCACCAGUGAUGCGCGGGUAGACCCGUCACACACGCGCCAAACCACGGUCAUUGCUCCGGAGGUGGAAAACAGCAGCCAGAGAUGAUCAGAAUAUCAUGCUUUUACAGGGAACUUCAUCAUGGCGCCACCUUUCUUAACCUGCCCUAGAGAAAAGAAAGACCCGAAAAAAAAGGGUCGAGGAAAAAAGCCACCGUUCCCCCCAAGCCUCCCACCCCCAAGUCACUUACCUGCAAAGUUAGACAUUCUUGAUGAAUUCCCCAGCGCCCAAAAGGUUUAGUUUUGUAUGUUUCAUUAGCACCAAAAAAAAGCCGGUUGAACCCGUCACACAAGGACCAGAAACAUACUCUUCGGGGACCUAUAUGACAGCCUCUUAAUAUUUUAGGCACACUGCAAAGCCCAGCCCGAAAGAUGGCCCAAGCACCCGGUGGUUUGUUCUGCACUGGCCAACCAGAGUCUCGUCGUCUACCCUUGUGGGGGGUUUUUUUCUUCUCCUUCCUUUUGCCGUGAACAUUUACUCUGGCAUCAGGGUAAAGAUACCCACAAGUUCCGUUGACGCAAAACCAACCCCG
Pyricularia grisea is the source of this 649-nucleotide messenger RNA. RefSeq lists its product as uncharacterized. The record is from RefSeq and is a predicted model, not a curated record. NCBI's taxonomy places the organism in Eukaryota, Fungi, Ascomycota, Sordariomycetes, Magnaporthales, Pyriculariaceae. The transcript is spliced from 2 exons. Bases 1 to 165 code for a protein of 54 amino acids.